AAUGGGGCCACUUUCAAAAGACUCAUCGAUCGCGAUGCCGACAUCACACUUCACUUUCCGCCGAUCCAAAGUAAAAUAUCCCUCCGGCCAAAUUUGACCGUGGUUGAGUGUCGGUCACUUCGUCUAAACUCCACGUCUUCAUCGCCGCUGCUAAAAGUCAACAUAUAUUCUCAAACUCGACUCCAGAUCUAUUUCACUGUAAUGUGUAAUGUGUAAUUUGUGGAUCCGAGUUUGAAUUAGAGGCGAUGGAUUCGGUGUCGAUCCGUGUUCCUUACAAAAACCUCAAGCAUAAUGCCGAUGCGGAGGUUGAAAUGAUGAGUUUCCAGGAAGAAGCUGAUCCACGGAUCGAAUCCGAUAAUUCGAAUAGAUUUUCUAAUGGAAAUGGCUCCAAUCAUUCCUCUUCUUCACCUCAAGGAUUGCCGACGGAGAAUUGUAGCUUGAUUACGCUGAUUUUGAGCUGUACGGUGGCUGCCGGAGUUCAAUUUGGUUGGGCCUUGCAACUCUCGCUUCUUACGCCUUAUAUCCAGACACUUGGAAUAGGGCAUGCGUUCUCUUCAUUUAUCUGGCUUUGUGGGCCCAUUACAGGUCUUGUGGUUCAACCUUGUGUUGGUAUUUGGAGUGAUAGAUGCACUUCAAAAUAUGGGAGAAGACGACCAUUUAUCUUAGUUGGAUCCCUAAUGAUAUCAAUUGCUGUGAUAACUAUCGGGUUUUCUGCAGACAUUGGAUACUUGAUUGGAGAUACAAAGGAACAUUGCAGUGUGUAUAAAGGUACACGAACAAGAGCAGCUUUUGUUUUCAUCAUAGGUUUCUGGAUGCUGGAUCUUGCUAAUAACACCGUUCAGGGCCCCGCUCGAGCUCUCCUGGCUGAUUUAGCAGGCCCUGAUCAGAGGAACUCAGCAAAUGCUAUAUUUUGUUCAUGGAUGGCAAUUGGAAACAUCUUAGGGUUUCUAUCUGGUUCUAGUGGAAAUUGGCACAGGUGGUUUCCUUUCUUGAAAAGUAGAGCUUGUUGUGAGGCAUGUGGAAAUUUGAAGGCAGCUUUUUUAGUUGCAGUGAUUUUUCUUACAUUUUGCACACUGGUGACACUCUACUUUGCAAAAGAGAUCCCUUUAGCACCAAAACAGCAUAAAAAGUUAUCAGAUUCUUCUCCUCUUCUUAACAAUCAUCAGCAGACUGGGUCUGAAAAUUCAGACUCAAAACCGCUGACAAAUUCUGGUAAAUCAUCUGAGGAUGAAGAAGAAGAUCAAGGAUGCAUUCAGUGCUUAUUGUCAUGGCUCUCACAUGGUUGUCAUGGUUCCCUUUUUUCCUUUUUGAUACGGAUUGGAUGGGGAGAGAGGUUUAUCAUGGGGGACCCAAAAGGAGAUGCUGCCAAAGUUCAAGCUUAUGAUGAAGGUGUUAGAGAAGGUGCUUUUGGUUUGCUAUUGAAUUCAGUGGUUCUUGGUAUCAGCUCUUUCCUGAUUGAGCCAAUGUGUCAGUGGAUGGGUUCAAGGUUAGUCUGGGCGUUGAGCAACUUUGUUGUGUUUGCCAGCAUGGCAGGGACAGCUGUCAUUACCUUAAUUUCUGUUAAACAAUCUCAAGGAAAUCAAGAAGUUGUUGGAGAAAAUGAGGCAAUCAAGAAUGCAUCUUUGGUUAUCUUCGCCAUUCUUGGUCUUCCCCUUGCUAUCACUUACAGUGUUCCCUUCUCUGUCACCGCAGAAUUGACUGCUGAUACAGGUGGCGGCCAAGGAUUGGCAAUUGGAGUUCUAAAUCUUGCAAUCGUUAUACCUCAGAUGGUGGUGUCACUUGGUGCGGGCCCAUGGGACGCGUUAUUUGGUGGAGGGAAUGUUCCAGCAUUUGUUCUUGCUUCUGUAAGUGCCCUUGCUGCUGGUGUAUUUGCAUCGCUAAAGCUUCCAACUCUCUCAACCAACUCUUACAAGCCAACAGAAGUUGCCACGUGGCUUCUUCACACCAUCAUCACACUUCAAAGUUCAAACUCUUCAAAACUGAUCACCAUUCAAUCCUUAACGGAUAAAACCACCACCUCCAUCAUGGCAACGGCCUCGACUGCUACGACCACGACCACCACCCGCCUGCUAUCACCGACCACCACCUCCAUCGCCCAUCAAACGCUCCGUUCCACCUUAUCCUCCUUCACAAAACCCGCAUCCCUUAAAACUCUCAGACUAUCCACCAAACUCCACGUUUCUUCCCCUACCGACAAACCCAUUUCCACCACCACCACCACCAAACCCACCCAGGAAACCAUCUUUUUCGACGGCGGAGCACACUACGGUGACCUCGUAGCAAAUCUCCUCCUGGGUUUCACUCUCGUUUGGCUGCCACUCACUCUAGCCGCAGUUCUCAGAGGGUUUUUCUUGCGAUACAGAUUCACAAACUUACGGGUCACUGUGAUAUCCGGGUUAACGGGUCAGGACAGGAGUGAUUUUUCAUAUAAAGUCGUCAAAGAUGUUCAAGUUGUACCAAGGUUUAUUGGUGAAUGGGGUGAUGUGAUCAUCACUUUAAAAGAUGGAACUAAGGUUGAUCUAAGAAGUGUCCCCAAAUUUAGAGAAAUUGCAAAGUAUUGUUUAUCAAUGGUUGAGAAAAAAUCUGCUGAUGAAUUGGAAGAGAGCGGUGGGGCUAAAGGGUUUGAAUCUGGUUUAUGGUGGGUUUUCUUUGAUCAGAAGAGGGGAGCAGUAAAAGAUGACUCAAAAUGAGGGUGUAAAGAUGGAAAAAGGUAGUUAAUAAAAAUAAAGAAAAAGAUAUAAUAUGCAGAGAGAUAGCAACAGUAAUAGUAGCAUAUAUCUACUGCAUACUAUGACUUCAAAAAAGGCAACUCCAAUGUCCACAAGAACCCCACCCCAUGGAUCCAAAGCAAACCUAAUUUUUAUGUAUACUAUUUACAUUCUUUUUCGUAUGCAAACAAAAUAAAUUAUCUUAUUCUUUUUCUCUUAACAAAUGUCAAAAAUAAUUUUCAUUUAUUUAAUAUCUUUUCACGGUGAUAGAAUAAAGGGUUAAUUUUUUCAAGGUGAUAAAAUAGUAUUAAGUUU
Molecule: messenger RNA, 3023 nt
Organism: Lactuca saligna
Lineage: Eukaryota; Viridiplantae; Streptophyta; Magnoliopsida; Asterales; Asteraceae
Source: the annotation of a GenBank genome assembly